Molecule: messenger RNA, 1782 nt
Organism: Papaver somniferum (opium poppy)
Lineage: Eukaryota; Viridiplantae; Streptophyta; Magnoliopsida; Ranunculales; Papaveraceae
Product: negative regulator of systemic acquired resistance SNI1-like
Exons: 15
Coding region: 207-1514 (435 amino acids)
Biological process (GO): negative regulation of DNA-templated transcription; negative regulation of systemic acquired resistance; DNA damage response
Cellular component (GO): Smc5-Smc6 complex; nucleus
Molecular function (GO): transcription cis-regulatory region binding
Source: RefSeq, a predicted model, not a curated record
UAUGUAAAUUAGUACGUAAGGAUACAUUCCGACGUCUUCAAGAUUACGCGGAGUGCACAAUCAAUCAAAUAGGCGGGAAAAAAGAACAAGCCUCUUAGACUUCGAACAAACCUAAUACCAAUUUUAGGGUUUCAACUUUCAACUAGUUCUCUAUCAAAACAAGAACUAAGACAGAGGAAACUCUGUGUACGAUUAGAACUAGUAAAAUGAACAGUAACAGAGGCAUUGAAGAGAAUACGUCGGCGAUUAUAGAUUCCUUCGGAGUUAAAGAUGCUCGUGAUAUAGAAGAUGACAGGCUUUCUUUCCUUCAAGCUGUUCGCGUUACUUCUAUUGUUCCUGAAAAUGGAACUGUACCAAGCAGCAAAAUGUUCGAGGCGAUUUUCCAAAUUAUGCGAAAUGGGACUACUCUGGAACUGAUUAUAACAAGUUACCAGUUAUUGAUUGAGUUAGAGAAGCGAUAUCCUCGUGUGUACUUAUCCAACUCCGAACUGGUUGUAGAUAAAGAGGCUUGGUCACCUUUCUCUUUUGGUUCCGAGGGUGCUUAUAGUGAUAGGAAUUCAACUAAUGGAGACUUGGACGAGCCACUUAACCCCAAUGGAUUUUUUCUUCUUGCGCAAGUUGCUGAUACAGGUUUUAAGCUGUCAGGGAUCAAGCCUCUGGCAGACAUGUUUUUGUUUCAGUAUCUUAUCAGGGUUCUUGAAAGAGAUUUCUUACCUCGUAACUCUGUAUAUAAAGAAAGCUCGGAAUGGUCUCUUCUCAGGGAGUCUUUAUUAAACACUCUGAUGGGAUCGAGGAGGAUAAACUAUAGGAACUUAUUCAAAGACUGCCUGUAUAUUUUAUGUAAAGGAUCUCAUGCUGGAUUUGAUAUUCCUGAUGGAGAAUCUGCAGUUAAAUCUUCAACACAAGCAUCAGGUGGGAUGGUUGGGCCGACUAUUUUGUCUGAGUUCGGAAAGAGAACAGUUGUUGCGGUGCAAAUUUUUUUGACAUCGAUACUGGAGCUUGUAGUCUCAAAGAAGCAAGCAGAUAUGAAAGGGGAGACAUCAAGAGCUGAUGGUGUGAGAGUCCCUCUUAUGGAUAUUAUUGUUGAUGAACUUACAUACAACAAAGAUCUUAUUUCCCCAUUUCUCCAGGUCUUUUCCGAGUCUCAAUGGAAACUGGACAUAAUUUUGCAGUACUUUGAGAAAUACGUACCAAAACAGACUUCACUGCAAACUAGGAGGUCAAAUAAUUCUCCAGAGGUUUCAAAGUUAGAUGUUGUUCUGAAGUGCUUUUCGAAUGUGGCGAGCACGCGCGGCAUUGUCAAGAAAAUCAAUGUUGAAGUAGCUCAAUUGCUUCUGGCACAUGCUUUUCAGGCAUACACCUGUGAAAAAGCUGAUGACAGCUCUCUCGUACAAGUAUGCAAGGAUAUAAGUGCUGCUUUUCAGAACCUCAGAAAAAUAGAUGAGGAUAUGGAGAUGCUGCAAAUUGCAGAAGAGGCACUAUUUACUGUAGCAACAAUCCUGUCAACAAAAUGAUGCUUGUCUUGAGCAAAAUUUGUCAGCAACAGAAAAGUCAUCCUUGGUUUUCAUUUUCACUCGUAAUUUUGGAAAUUGUUUUUUGUAAAUGGUUUUUGUUUGCCAGUUUUAUGUCAACGGUUAUCAUGUCUACAAGGGGUGCCUUUUGUUUGUUGCAAUGUUUACAUGUUAAAUGAACUUAUCAAGUUAUCAGUCCCUGAUUCUGCCAGAUAUUGACUACAUACUUCCUUUUUUUUUUAAAAUAAACUAUCUGUAUUACAUGUUAAUA